AUGGCCCAUACUGCCGUUGCCAACACUCGAACAAGACCCGUCUCCUCCACCGUUGUUACACAACAAGACAAGUACGCCAUCGACAACAUGACACGAUCAGCUUCCGCAGAGCCUACGAAGCCCACCAAGCGCAAGGGUACCAGAAGCGUUUCGACUUUGACGCCCUCCCAGCUGGCACGCAAGCGUGCCAAUGACAGAGAAGCUCAGCGCGCUAUCCGAGCCAGGACGAAGGAGCACAUUGAGAGACUCGAGCGAGAGCUCGAGGAGCUCAAGAGCGAACGUGGCCGCGACCAAAGUCAGACCGUCCAGGAGCUUUUGCGCAAGAACAAGGCCCUUGAAGAGGAACUGUUCAAGCUCCGCGAGAGCAUGGGCGUUCCCAAUGGGCAGUCCUACCCAAACUCAGUAUACGACGACAAUCUCAGCUCAAUCAGCGGUGCCGUCCCCAGCCCUCGAUCUUCGCCCUUCCCUUCCAACGGCGACUACAACGUGAUGCAAGAACUCGGCCCCUCCUACGUGCCCAUGCCCGAUGCAUCAGAGUCAUGGGGUCCCGGCAUCCCCGUUUCCGUACCCUCCACCGUCUCAAGCCCGUCAUCCUCUGCCAACACGGACGAGUACGGCGCUGGCUACAUCCCCACGAGCGUCCCCGCGCCGAUGAUGGACGCUCGAAGCAUCCCAGCCAAGAUGGACUACGACGACGUUGAUUCUGGUGGGUGGUCCCCUCUGCAUGCGGUGGUUGGGUUGCAACGCAAUUCUGAGACGCUAACCACUCAGUCCCUAGACGCUGGAUACCCUCACAACCACUCAAUGGGUACCCAUGUCUCAUCAUCAGUCGUAUCUUCAUCACCAGCAGUCGUGGAACUCAUAUCCAACUCCGGUGUACUAUCAACAACCGUCGGCUCACUGAUCCGCCAGCCCGGCACCGCCCUCUGGGAGAUUCCGACGCUCAUCGUCCCGCCUACAUGUCGGAUCGACCAGCUCCUAGUCGGCUUCAUCCAGGACUGCCGUCGACUGGCCCAACUGAAACCCCUCGACACGCUCCUGCGGCCUGCCAGGGUCAACGUGAAGAACUUCCUCGAGUACCACCCGGCCUCACCCACAACAGAACCUCCUCGGUGCCAGCUAGCCGACCUUGACCGAGCCGCCUCCUCCACGGUCACUGGGCCCGGGGUCAACCACCCCAUCGCCGAGCUCAUUACUGCCCUCGUCAACAAGGGGGGCGUUACAAACGUCAUUGAGCGCCUCGCAGUCUUUGCCGUCAUUCAAAGAGCCGUCGCCUGGCUGGUGCAUCCAACGCGAGAAGCGUAUGCGGCCAUUAUGCCGGAACUCACUCCAAAGCCUUGCCAAAACAGCAUCCCGCAUCCCCAAUGGGUCGACCUUGUACUAUGGCCUCCGCUGCGCACCACGAUCAUCGAGCGGCAGGAGGUGUACGCCAAUGAAGAGUUCCAGUCCGUCUACUCGGCAAGCCUGAGACUCAUCAACUGGCCGUGCCGACCCAUUGACGCCCUGGUAGUAGACCCACAAUCCGGGGAGAUGUGGCUGAGCGACACGUUUACUGCCCACGCAAUGCGCGUCGAAAACUGGCGCCUCAAUGAGAACUUUGUUCGACGAUACCCCGAACUUCGCGGCUGUGUUGCCGUCGAAGGAUCCUGA
Messenger RNA from Colletotrichum higginsianum IMI 349063, 1650 nucleotides. Its product is annotated as BZIP transcription factor. The record is from RefSeq and is a predicted model, not a curated record. Gene Ontology annotation, biological process: regulation of DNA-templated transcription. Gene Ontology annotation, molecular function: DNA-binding transcription factor activity. The transcript has 4 exons. NCBI's taxonomy places the organism in Eukaryota, Fungi, Ascomycota, Sordariomycetes, Glomerellales, Glomerellaceae. The coding region runs from base 1 to 1650 and encodes 549 amino acids.